This is a messenger RNA of Aphidius gifuensis, 1455 nucleotides long. It is a transcript of the gene Mpcp1, whose product is annotated as phosphate carrier protein, mitochondrial. The transcript has 6 exons. Gene Ontology annotation, cellular component: mitochondrial inner membrane. Gene Ontology annotation, biological process: mitochondrial phosphate ion transmembrane transport. The coding region runs from base 154 to 1215 and encodes 353 amino acids. The record is from RefSeq and is a predicted model, not a curated record. Gene Ontology annotation, molecular function: phosphate transmembrane transporter activity. Lineage: Eukaryota; Metazoa; Arthropoda; Insecta; Hymenoptera; Braconidae.
AUUUUUCUUGUCUUGUGUUUGCAUACUCUGGGGAUAUUAAAAAUAAAUCUUUUGGCUUUUUUUUAUCACCACUUCCACUCCGUUUUCACUGUGAAGAGACAAGGGUCGUCUCGUGCACUAUCAGUUGAAGUGCUAAUUUAUUGAACAUUGAAAAUGUUGCCUUCAAUGAUGGAAGCCGUUAAAAUGAAUCCUUUUGUGACACCUUUUUCAUCUGCCAAGUGUCAAGGACAAGAGGAAACCAAGAGCCUCGUUGCUAAUAGAAAUAUUGCUGCAGCAAGUGUCCCAGAAGGAGACAGCUGUGAAUUUGGAUCAAAUCAAUAUUUCUUAUUAUGUGGUCUUGGUGGUAUUUUAUCAUGUGGUAUUACUCAUACCAUGGUGACACCAUUGGACUUGGUCAAGUGUCGUAUCCAAGUUAAUCCAGAAAAAUACAAGUCUGUUGUAACUGGAUUCAAGGUAUCUGUCCAAGAAAGUGGUAUGCGUGGUCUUGCUAGAGGAUGGGCACCAACAUUCUUUGGUUAUUCCAUGCAAGGAAUGUUCAAAUUUGGUCUUUAUGAAGUCUUCAAAGUAUAUUAUUCACAAGCAAUUGGUGAUGAAUUGUCAUAUGAAUACAGAACUGGUUUGUAUUUGGCUUCAUCAGCUUCUGCUGAAUUCUUUGCUGAUAUUGCACUUGCACCAAUGGAAGCUGCCAAGGUACGUAUCCAAACAAUGCCUGGAUUUGCAAAUACUCUUCGUGAAGCUCUUCCAAAAAUGAUGGCUGAUGAAGGACUUGGUGGUUUUUACAAAGGUCUUGUACCACUUUGGCUUCGUCAAAUUCCAUAUACAAUGAUGAAGUUUGCAUGCUUCGAGCGUACACUUGAACUUCUUUAUAAAUAUGUUGUACCUAAGCCAAGAGAAACUUGCACCAAGGGAGAACAACUUGUUGUUACAUUUGCUGCUGGUUAUAUUGCUGGUGUAUUUUGUGCUGUUGUCUCACAUCCAGCUGAUUCUGUUGUCUCAAAGUUGAACCAAGAGAAAGGUGCAACUGCUGGUGAUGUUUUACGUAAACUUGGUUUUGCUGGUGUCUGGAAAGGUCUUGCACCAAGAAUUGUUAUGAUUGGUACAUUGACUGCUGCUCAAUGGUUCAUUUAUGAUGCUGUCAAAGUAUACCUCCGUAUGCCACGUCCACCACCACCAGAAAUGCCAGAAUCACUCAAGAAAAAACUUGGAAUUCAAUAAAAUUUUAAAUGAUUUUAAUUAUGUAUUAAAGUACAGUUAAUAUUGUUAAUCAAUUAAUUGUUUAGAAGUAAAAAAAAAUAACAAAACAUUUAAAACAAAAUUGAGAAAAAGAAAAACAAAAAACCAAGUUAAUAAAAAAUCAUCUGAAAUUAAUUUGAAGGUUUUAAUUGAUUUAAUUAUUUUUGAUAAUUUAUUAGUUUAUUUAUUUAAAUAUAAAUAUACCUUGUCUUGUAUCAGAAC